UGUUCUUGGACAAUUCUCCAAAAAUGGAUUUCAUUUAAUUCAAUAUAAGCAGCAGUGUCCGAGGAUUGUAAACAACUGGGGAAUUCUCUUCUUCGUUCAGAUCUCAUUUACUCAACUGUGGAUGGCUUCACAAGCUCUGGUGUCUUUUCUCUUCGCAUUAGCCCUUGUAAUUGCAACUGUAAGAUGCAACUCUGAAGUGGACGUUCUUUCUGCUUGGAAGGCCACCUUGGUUGACCCAAAUAAUGUUCUUCAAAGCUGGGAUCCAACUUUAUUAAAUCCAUGCACCUGGUUUCACAUUACAUGUAAUAGUGAGAACAGCGUCACAAGGGUGGAUCUUGGUAGUGCUGGCCUAAGCGGAAGUCUUUCCCCUUUGCUUGGAAAUUUGACCAAUCUUCAAUACCUGGAGGUAUAUGACAAUAACAUUACGGGAACAAUUCCAGCUGAGAUUGGUUAUUUAACAAGCCUGGUCAGCUUGGACUUGUACAAUAAUCAACUUUCAGGUCCAAUUCCAGCAACUCUCGGCAACUUGAAAUAUCUGAGGUUCAUGAGAUUGAACAAUAACUAUCUAAGUGGCAUAUUACCAGAACAGGUCAUUGGCCUCGUUUCAUUUGGCAAUUUGAUGAUCCUGAACGUAGCAAACAAUUCAUUGGCAGGAACUGUUCCUUCCACGAACUCAACAGGAUAUGCUGUUACCACAAUCAUACAGGACCCAAGAGCUCAAAAUGCUUGACCUGAAUGUUGAAAUAGCUGUUUGAUUUUAGUUGUGAUCUGUAUUAUAGUGAGAAAAAUAAAGUGGCACGGGUAAUGCAUGUGGCCCAAUACUUCAGAGAUUA
This is a messenger RNA of Mangifera indica (mango), 833 nucleotides long. RefSeq names its product leucine-rich repeat protein 1-like. Gene Ontology annotation, molecular function: protein binding. The coding region runs from base 122 to 730 and encodes 202 amino acids. NCBI's taxonomy places the organism in Eukaryota, Viridiplantae, Streptophyta, Magnoliopsida, Sapindales, Anacardiaceae. The transcript is spliced from 7 exons. The record is from RefSeq and is a predicted model, not a curated record.